Messenger RNA from Humulus lupulus (European hop), 843 nucleotides. RefSeq lists its product as uncharacterized. The record is from RefSeq and is a predicted model, not a curated record. NCBI's taxonomy places the organism in Eukaryota, Viridiplantae, Streptophyta, Magnoliopsida, Rosales, Cannabaceae. The transcript has 2 exons. Bases 1 to 843 code for a protein of 280 amino acids.
AUGUAUGAGGGACCAAGUAUGGAGAAGAAAGUUGAGCAAAAGCAUGAUCAACAGGCACCUCUUAUAGAGAACAAGCAGAAAGGUGAAGAGAAGGUUACUGAGAAUCUUCCAGCAAGAGAAGUGGUACCUCCGGUGUCUAUAGAUCAUCACAUCAAAAUUCCAUAUCCACAGAGACUCCAAAAGAAUCGUCUUGGCAAGCAGUUUGCAAAGUUCUUAGAGGUAUUCAAGAGGUUGCAUAUCAACAUCCCCUUUGCAGAAACAUUAGAACAGAUGCCCAGUUACGUUAAGUUCAUGAAAGAGAUUUUAUCAAAGAAGAGAAAAAUGGAGGACAAUGAAACUGUGGCAUUGAUAGAAGAGUGCAGCGCUAUUCUUCAAAGGAAGCUUCCACAGAAGUUGAUGGAUCCUGGAAGUUUCACAAUCCCAUGCACAAUUGGUAACUUUGAGUGUAAGCACGCACUAUGUGAUUUUGGAGCCAGCAUCAAUCUCAUGCCUCUAUCAAUAUUCAAAAGACUUGGUUUGGGUGAGGCAAAGCCAACCACUGUUACACUACAAUUAGCAGAUCGAUCACUAGCUCAUCCGAGGGGGGUCAUAGAAGAUAAAUUAGUAAAGGUCGAUAAGUUCAUCUUCCUAGCAUAUUUUAUAGUUUUGGAUAUGGAGGAAGAUACAAAUGUGUCAAUUAGUCUUGGAAGGCCAUUUUUAGCAACCGCUAGAGCCUUAAUAAAUGUGCAAAAAGCAACGGAGGUUACAACUUGUUGUAGAGUGGAUGUGGAGGAAAAUGAGGGUAAUAAGAUUGAAGUUACUAAGAAGAAAUCUAUUGUUGAAGGUGGAAAAAAGGAUGUUUAG